Messenger RNA from Acanthosepion pharaonis, 3168 nucleotides. The record is from the annotation of a GenBank genome assembly. NCBI's taxonomy places the organism in Eukaryota, Metazoa, Mollusca, Cephalopoda, Sepiida, Sepiidae.
AUGUCGGUGGAGUUAAAAAGAUGUUUUGUACAAUCCACGGAGAAACGGUCAUUUGCAGAGACUGGGCGGAACUCUGUGGCAGACGAUCAACUUUUAUCUAACGCUGUUCACUUGAUUCGUUCCGUACUUCAUAUUUGUACAGCCACGAACUGUACUCCUCAUGAGCAGAUGUUUUCUUAUCCGAGAAAAUCUACUCCCAGAAGAUCUGUUCCAUCGUGGUUACGGUCUACGAAGCCGAGAUAUGAAAAACCGAACGGUUCUUAUUUUUUACAUUGGAUCUCUUCUUCGCAAUCUAUUCCUUUUUCUUUCUUUCUUUCUUUCUUUCUAUUUGUUCUUUCUUUCUUUCUUUCUUUCUAUUUGUUGUUUCUCUAUUUUCUUACUUUCUUUCAUUCACUUUUUCUUCCUUUUGCUGUUACAUUCUUUCUCGUUGCUUCUUUUUUUCCUUCGUUCUCUUUUUUCUUUUUUUCAUUGUCAUUUCUUUUCUUUCUUUCUCUCUUUUGCUUUCUUUUCCUUCUUUUUCUUUCUUUCUUUUUUCUUUUUCUCUUCCUUAUUCUUCUUUCUUUCUCGUUUUCUUUCUUUUUAUUUUUCUUCUUUCAUUCAUUUUUUCUUUCUUUAACUGUUUCUUUUUCUUUGCGCUUCUUUCUUUUCUUUCUCCUUUUAGUUUCUUUCUUUCUUUUUCUUUUCCCUUCUUUUUCCUUUCUUUUUUCUUUCUUUCUCUUUCUUACUCUUCUUUCUUUCUAUAUUUUGUCUAUCUCUCUUCUUUCUUUCUCUCUUUUCUAUUAUAACUUCCUUCCUUCCUUCAUUCCUUCACUCUCUUUCUUUCUUUCUUUCUUUCUUUCUUUCUUUCUUUCUUUCUGUCUUUCUUUCUUUCUUUCUUUCUUUCACUUAUCUAUCUAUCUCAAUCUAUCUCAAUCUAUCUAUCUAUCUAUCUAUCUAUCUGUCUCAUAUAUUCCUCACAGUCUCUUUCACUCACUCUAUCUAUCUAUCUAUCUAUCUAUCUAUCUAUCUAUCUAUCUAUCUAUCUAUCUAUCUAUCUAUCAGUGUAUCCCUAUCUAUCUCACUCUUUUAAUAUCUAUAUAUAACAGUCUAUUCGCAUUUCUCUUUCUCUCGUUCUCUCUCUCUAUUCCCGUUUCCUUUUCUUUUGUGAUCUGGGUUAUUAACCGUGACUUCCCUGGUCCGAAACCAGCGGACCGUGUUGCAAACUCCAUGCUGCUUUACUUUUCUUAUCUGCCUUCCCCGCAUACACGUCCACGUUUUAGCUUCUUUUCUUUUUCUUUUUUUUUUAAUGUGGGUGUCAAGUGUACUUUUCAGGCUUAUUUCGUCAGUCCAUCAAACAGGGUCUUGUUCUUUUUCUUCACAUUCGCUUUUCAACCUCCAAAAAACUUUUCGUCUAUCUUCUACUGGUCCUGCCGUUUCUUUCUCUUUAUCUCUUUCAGUCUCCUGAAUAAAUCUCGUUCUUUUUUUUUUCUUUCUUUCUUUCAUUCGUUCUUUUUUCUUACUUUCAUUCAUUGGUUCCUUUUUAUUUAUUUCUUUUUUUUCUUUUUUCUUCCGAUAUUUCUUUCCUUCUUUUUUUCUUUCUUUCGUUUUUUUCUUCCGUUCUGUUUUCUUCCGUUCUGUUUUCUUUCUUUCGCUCUUUUUUCUCUCGUUCGGUUUUCUUUCUUUCUUUCUUUCUUUUUUUCUUUUUCUUUCUUUCUUUCAUUCUUUCUUUCUUUCUUUCUUUCUUUCUUUCUUUCUUUGCGCUCUUUUUUCUCUCGUUCGGUUUUCUUUCUUUCUUUCUUUCUUUUUUUCUUUUUCUUUCUUUCUUUCAUUCUUUCUUUCUUUCUUUCUUUCUUUCUUUCUUUGCGCUCUUUUUUCUCUCGUUCGGUUUUCUUUCUUUCUUUCUUUCUUUCUUUCUUUUUUCUUUUUCUUUCUUUCUUUCUUUCUUUCUUUCUUUCUUUCUUUCUUUCUUUGCGCUCUUUUUUCUUUCUUUCGUUAAUUCGUUCUUUUUUCUUACAUAAUUUUUUUAUUUUUUCACUUUUUUCUUCGUUUUCUUUCUAUCGUUCUUUUUUUCUUCUUACUUCUUCCUUUCUUUCGAUCUUUUUUAUCUCGUUCCUUUUUCUUUCUUCUUUUUCCUUUGUGUUCUUUUUUCUUUCUUCCGUUCGUUCGUUCUUACUUUCUUAUAUGAAUUCUUUUUUUACCUUUUUCGUCAUUUUUCUUUCGUUCAUUUCUUUCUUUUUUCUUCUUUCUUCUCUUUUUUCUUUCUUUCGUUCUUUUUUCUUUCUUUCAUUUUUCGCCCCAUUCGCUUUUCUUUCUGUUUUUUCUUUUCUUCUCUUCUUUCUUUCUUUCAAUCUUUUUUCUCGUUCCUUUUUCUUUCUUUCAUUCUUUUUUUUGUAUUUCUUUCGUUAUUUUUCUUUCGUUAUUUUCUUUCUUCUUUCUUUCUUCCGUUCUUUUUUUUUACUUCGUUUCAUUCUUUCAUUCUUUUUCUCUCGCUCUUUUUUCUUUUUUCUUCUUUCUUUUAUCCUUUUUUCUUCUUUCUUCGGUUUUCUUUCUUUCGUUUCUUGUUUUUUCUUUCAUUUUUUCUCUCGUUCCCUUUUCUUUCUUUCUUUUAUCUUUUUCUUAUUUCUUUCUUUUUUCUCAGUCACUUUUUCUUUGUUUUAUUUAUUCUUAGUUAUUUUUAUUACUCUUCUUUCUUUCCUUUUUUUGUCUCUUUCUCUUCCGCGUACUAAUGUUUUUUCUUACUUUCACAUAACCUUCUGUUUAGUUUACAUUUUAAUUUUCCUUCCUUCCUUCAUUUCCUCCUUCCUUUCUUUUGUUCUUUCUAUCCUUCUCUAUUCCUCAUCCGUCUUUCUUUCAUCUCUCUCUCUCUCUCUCUCUACUUUCCUUUCAUUGUUCGUUUUUAUUUUAUUCUUUCCUCCUCCCUACUUUAUUAAUUUUCAUUUUUCUCGCUUUCAAUACAACUUUCCUUAUCUCUACAUAUUCUUUCUUUCCUUUCUUUCUUUCUUUCCUUUCUUUCUUUCUUUCUUUCUUUCUUUUUCCUUCUUUCUUUAUUUCUUUCUUUCCUACCUUCUUUCUUUCUCUCUUUCUUUCUUUCAUUUUUUCUCUCUUUUUCUCUCUUUUUCUUUCUUUCUUUCUUUCUUUCUUUCUUUCUUUCUUUCUUUUUGCUUUUCUCCGGUCUUUUUUCUUUCUUAA